This is a messenger RNA of Aspergillus homomorphus CBS 101889, 476 nucleotides long. RefSeq lists its product as uncharacterized. The record is from RefSeq and is a predicted model, not a curated record. NCBI's taxonomy places the organism in Eukaryota, Fungi, Ascomycota, Eurotiomycetes, Eurotiales, Aspergillaceae. The transcript has a single exon. Bases 234 to 440 code for a protein of 68 amino acids.
AUCAAAAAGUAAAAGAGCGAAAAACCCCCCGAAAGCGGGGCGAUUCCACUUUCGACCCCCCGAUCCACAUCAAGCUACUCCGUAGUUACUAUGAUGAAGUCACCGCCGGUGUUCGAUUGAGUCUGACUGACUCUGUCUCGUUCGCGCUCUCGGCCACGCAGCAAGCAGAAGUACUGUACUUAUUAGUGCCACGUUUUUGACCCCGGAAAAUAAAUUAUUUAUUGAGCGGCUUAAUGCAGCGGGACAGUCUCACUGUCCCCCCAUGCAUGACUUAUACUCUCGUGGCUUGUGUUUGCCUCGAAAAAAAAAAAGAAGAGAGUUUGAAACAUGAGGGCAAGACCGGUUUCAUCUGCAGGCAAGACCAUCACGUCAGGAAUUGGCGUUUGGCCCUAACGGCGGUCGGGCUCGGAAGAGCCGACCUGAGAACGGAGGGUGGAUGACCUCAUCGUAUCGGAGAAUUGAAGACUGAUUGCUGG